CCGGAAAUGACCUUGGGAGCAUUAUCUGGUCGGAUGUUUUAUUUUGCAGGAGUUCAUGGCGCAAAACACAUCCGACAAUUCGGAAUGUUUGGCAGAAUCAUGGCGUAUAGAAGCUUUAGAGGGGAAAACGGAAAAAACUGAGGAUAUAGCACGAGAUGUUGAUUCGAGAAAAUGUCAGAAUACUUCGACGCAAGAAACUUUGACAAAUUCAAAUAUUUCUGGAAAAACAUCCGAUCCAGAGGACUUUUUAGUGCAAACGCACCAUUUAUCGUUGCAAACAGACAAAACAUAUGAACUUCAAGAACAGUCGGAAAAAAAAUCCGUUAAUUUAAACGAAUUCCAAAAUGAACCUUUGAAAAAUCCAAACUUUCAAUCAGAAAAAACAAGAGAUGAUUCAGCACAUUUAAUACGUGAAAAAUUAAUGACAAAAUUAGAGGAUUCAAAUUAUUCUUCAGAAACAUGCCAUCCAGAAGUGCCAUCAGAACAUUUAGCGUAUCAUACAGAUAAAACAUCUGAGGAAAAAUAUGAAGAAAAAUCAGAAAAUAUAAAAACAUUACAAGAUAACGUUCCAGAUUUGAAAUUAAAUCAUCCAUCCCAGAAUUUGAGGGACCCAUCAGAAGUAAUUUCUCGUGAUUUAAAGCAUAACUUUCCAGAGACAAAAACACAUGGGGAUACCGGUAUAACCGUUGCCCAUGGUAAAUUCAAACCUUCAGAACCAACAGAUAACACCACCACUGAAAAGCAAACGCAGUCUGUUGAAAAAACAAAGACAGUGUCUUCCUAUGGACUCUUGAUUCUGACAACGAUCUUAAUACUUGUUCAUUUAUUUACGAUUGUUUUUAUCUACAGUCGAUUGACAGGGGAUAAUAAAAUAACAACCGAAAAUCUUUUAAACAAAGAUAAUACACAUCCUGUAAUUCAAAUGAAUGAAACCUGCGAGAGGAUAUUGAAAGAAAUGCAAGAAGAGUUUGAGAAAACACAGACCAUUACUGAACAUCAUUUAAAAGAGGAGCACAAGGAAAUCACUGAAAUGAGAGGAAAAAUUCAGUUUUUGGAGGGUAUUCAAUCAAAACUGCAAGUCCAAAUGGAUACUCUGGAGAAAAGCUGCAAAGCAAUGGAAGAAAAAUAUUCGGAAAUCAAAACUAAUAUUAUGAGUUCCGAAAUUAAUUUCAAGAAAGAAAUAUACGAUAUCAAUUUAUACAUAAUACUGUUUCUGAUUUUGAUGAUAAUCGCUGUCAUCUUUAUGGCCCAAAAGGAACUGCUACAUAGAAAAUAUCAUGAGUCUGAUCAUGGCCAAAAACAAAAAGUUGGAGGACAGGAAACCGCUUUUUCAGAAGAACGCUUUGUGAUGAGUAUGUCACAAAAAGUUAAAGAAAAUGGAAUAAGUCUUAUCAGCUUUAGUUCAUUAACUCAGAAUUUCCACAAGGAAAUUCUGAAACAAGUUUUGGAACCAAAAGCUUUGCCGUUACAUACAUGCGUGGUUGGAACUUUAAACGAUUUGUUCAAUAUUAAGCCAUACCAGGUAACGAUUAUCUUCGUGGACUCCAAUGAUAGAGACGUUAUUCUGGAAAACCCAGAGACUGACAUUGGAGAUCUUAGGAGAAAAACUACCGAAUGUCUAUCGAAAAUAAAUUGCGAUGUCUUUUUGAUCUAUUGCAAAAACAAAGGGUCCCAGUCUUUGCCUAAAGAUGAAUUAUACAAUACCAGUCUACAAUCAAUUAAUCAAAGACCACUGCUUUCUACACUGAGUAAUCAAAACAGGGUAUUGACUAUAUAUGACACCUUCCAUCCCCAGCAAGUGAAGAUCUUGGAGGAUCGCUUUAAACAGCUGGAAUCUUAACAAGUCUGCUGUGAUUUUUCCAUAAAAAUGAUCAAGAUAAACAUUGUUGAAAUAUUCUUGCCUUUUUUAUUUGUAUUGGUAUUUAUGAAGCUGAAAACAAUGUUUUGCGCUAUUUAUGUUUAUUUUCAAACGACUAGUUUAAUAAUAUUUACUAUUAAUGGAUUAAUAGAUACAUAAUUGUUAACUUAUAUAUAUAUAUAUAUAUAUAUAUAUAUAUAUAUAUAUAUAUAUGCACGCAAGUACAUUAUCAAUGGUUAAAGUUACCUGUUUUAAAAUUGUUUGGUGAAAAUGUUUAAGCAAAUUAUUUCUUAUUUUAUAGUGACAAAAGCAUAUACACUGUACUCAACUCGAACGUUUACUAUGUUAGAUUCACUAAUAAAAGCCACCUUUGGCGUUGGAUUUA
Magallana angulata is the source of this 2243-nucleotide messenger RNA. RefSeq lists its product as uncharacterized. Lineage: Eukaryota; Metazoa; Mollusca; Bivalvia; Ostreida; Ostreidae. The coding region runs from base 56 to 1840 and encodes 594 amino acids. The record is from RefSeq and is a predicted model, not a curated record. The transcript has 8 exons.